Astyanax mexicanus (Mexican tetra) is the source of this 5474-nucleotide messenger RNA. RefSeq names its product ATPase phospholipid transporting 10B (gene atp10b). Bases 249 to 4100 code for a protein of 1283 amino acids. The transcript is spliced from 21 exons. NCBI's taxonomy places the organism in Eukaryota, Metazoa, Chordata, Actinopteri, Characiformes, Acestrorhamphidae. Gene Ontology annotation, cellular component: plasma membrane. The record is from RefSeq and is a predicted model, not a curated record. Gene Ontology annotation, biological process: phospholipid translocation. Gene Ontology annotation, molecular function: magnesium ion binding; ATP binding; ATPase-coupled intramembrane lipid carrier activity.
UCUGUCAGACCCACGCACACAUGUGUUGGGGUGGGCGGGGUGUGUUUGGGGCAGGCCUGUCGGCAGGUAGAGCUACAGGAGCGCUCAACCCCUCGGUAUUUGGACUUGUGUAGAAGAUGACAGCAGAUGGAGUGAAGAGGAGUUUUCAGAUUCAGAUACAAAUAAGGCUAACUAACGUAAACCACUUUGGAUAAGAAGAAAAUCUGCUUUAACUCGUAAAUGGACGUAUAACAGAAACCUGAGCCAUCAUGACCUGGAGAGACUUGUGCUCCUGGACCAGAAGGAGGGAUUCAAGCGAAUCUGAGAGGAGGCUGGAGUCCAACCUGCCGUAUGAAGGCGAGAAGUCCAAGAACCAGCCCAAUCGGCAUUACGCAGGGAACGCCAUCAAGACCACCAAAUACACCCUCUGGAACUUUAUCCCCAAGAACCUGAUUGAACAGUUCCGCCGCGUGGCUAAUGCUUACUUCCUAAGCAUAGCCAUCCUCAACUUCGUCCCAUCAGUCAAUGCCUUCCAGCCCCAAGUGGCCCUCAUCCCCAUAUGCGUCAUCCUCUCACUAACGGCCAUUAAAGAUGCCUGGGAGGACUUUCGCCGCUACCAGAGUGAUCGGAAGCUCAACAGAAGGCCCUGCCUCAUAUACAGCAGGAGCCAGCAGAGCUUUAUGGAGAGGAGGUGGAAGGACGUGAGGGUGGGGGAUUUUGUGAGAGUGCUCUCCAAUGAGAUAAUUCCCGCAGACAUCCUGCUCCUACACACCUCCGACCCUAAUGGAGUGUGCCACAUGGAGACGGCCAAUCUGGACGGCGAGACUAACCUCAAACAGAGGAGAGUGGUGCCCGGCUUCUGUGAUACGAACUCCACAUUUGAACCCCUGAACUUCAACAGCAUCGUUGUUUGCGAGAAGCCUAACGACAACCUCAACCAUUUCAGCGGCUUUUUGGAAAAAGGCAAUAAGAAGACAGGUUUUGGCAUUGAGAGCCUCCUGCUGCGUGGAUGCACUGUCAGAAAUACAGCUGAUGCCUCAGGAAUAGUGGUGUACGCAGGCCACGAGACCAAAUCCAUGCUGAACAACAACAGGCCGCGGAACAAGCGCAGUAAACUGGAGAGGAAGAUGAAUAUAGAGGUCUUCUUCUGUGUUCUGCUGCUCAUCUUCAUGUGUCUCAUCGGAGCUGUGUGUCAUGUGAUCUGGUUGGAGUCUUUUUCAACUAUCCCAAUGUACUUCAUCCCAAACAGUGACGGGACGUAUACCUCCUCAGCUCUGUCAGGUGUUAACAUGUUCUUCACCAUGAUCAUCCUCCUGCAGGUGAUCAUCCCCAUUUCCCUCUACCUGUCGAUCGAGCUGGUGAAGAUGGGUCAGGUGUACUUCAUCACUCAGGAUGUGGAUCUGUAUGAUGAGGAGAGGGACAUUCGGAUGCAGUGUCGUGCUCUCAACAUCACAGAGGAUCUGGGCCAGAUCCAGUACAUCUUCUCAGACAAGACCGGGACCCUGACUGAGAACAAAAUGGUGUUCCGCCGCUGCACCAUAAUGGGCACUGAAUACCCCCACAGUGAGAACGCCACACGCCUGGCCCUCCUGGCAGGGGAGACAGACGCGGAUGAAGAGGUUAUUUACCAGCAGAACAGACGGCCGCCUCUUUUCUCUUUGGAGGAGGCCCAGGACGGCCCGGCACGAGCCAGCGCGCGCCUGCCCGGCAACAGCAGCCUUCACAGGUCAAGGGUCACAGCAGGAGCCUCCAGCUGCAUGGCCUUCAGCAGCCCAAUGGAAACGGAGGUGGUUCCAGACGAGACUCUGCUCCACCUGAUGGAGAACGAAGAGGACAAGUCCUACCUGGACUUCUUCCUGGCCAUGGCCAUCUGCAACACCGUGGUGGUUUCCACCGACACGGCCCGGAGACAAGGGGUCACAGGGCGGCGUAACUCUGCCCUCUCCAGCAAUCCUCUGGAGUGUAUGGAGGGUCUUUUCAGUCGAGCUACAUGCUGUAAAAGGCUCCGCAAGUCUUUAGAGAAACUCACGCGCAGGAGAGACUCUCACGUUGAGCCUUUUGACAUGGGCCAGACAUCCUUCUAUGAUGUCUCUGCUUUCACCAACUCUGUGGAGGGCUUUGAUGAGGAUGAAAAUGCACCCGGCCACCGCAGCAAUGUGAACAGAAGACCCCGGACUGGAAGCAGCGCUGCUGCACCACUGGAAGUGUGUUACGAGGCCGAGAGCCCAGACGAGGCUGCUCUGGUCCACGCGGCCAAGGCCUACGGCUUCACCCUGCUGGAGCGAACCCCUGAUCACGUGACCGUCCGAUUGCCUCACGGGAAGGAGCUGAAGUUCAAGGUGCUGGACGUUUUGAAUUUUGACCCAGUCCGGAGGAGGAUGUCCAUAAUAGUACGCCAUCCUCGCACCAGGGAGAUUAUCAUGUAUACAAAGGGAGCAGACUCUGGAAUCAUGGAGCGUCUGCACAAGUCCUUUGAAGACCCUCGAAAAGCUGCGACUGAGAGCACAAAUGUUGCUGCUGAAACCCAAGGAGAUCUAGACAUGUAUGCAAGAGAUGGCUUAAGGACCUUGUGCUUUGCUAAAAAGGUGGUGAAUGAGCAGACCUAUUCAGCCUGGUCAAUUAGGAGACAGGAGGCCCUGGCAGCUAUAAGCAGGAAAAAGGAGCUGCUCAUGGACACUGCAGCAGAUAUGGAGAAUAACCUGACACUGCUGGGGGCCACUGGUAUUGAAGAUCGCCUUCAGGAGAACGUUCCGGAAACCAUCAGGGCCUUGAGAGAAGCAGGCAUUCAAGUAUGGGUCCUGACUGGAGACAAACUAGAGACAGCCGUCAAUAUCGCAUACUCCUGCAUGCUGCUGGACCACAGGGACCUGGUGUUUACCUUCAACACAGAGAGCAAGGAGGUAUGCAGUACCAUGUUGACUGGGAUUCUGGAGGACAUCCUGCAGCAUGAGAAGCAGGAGAGGGAGUUCAGCAUCGGGCUGGUGAUAGACGGACGCACCCUGUCUCUGCUCCUGGACGAUGACCUGCAGACGCAGUUCGUGGAGCUGUGCAGUCACUGCCGCUCUGUGCUGUGCUGCAGGGCCACUCCUCUGCAGAAGAGCAGGGUCGUCACGCUGAUGCGUCACAGGCUCAAGGUCAUGACUCUUGCUAUAGGUGAUGGUGCCAAUGAUGUAAACAUGAUUCAGGCAGCAGAUGUGGGCGUGGGAAUAUCUGGGCAGGAAGGGAUGCAGGCUGUCAUGGCCAGCGACUUUUCAAUAUCUCGCUUCAAACACCUGAAGAAGCUCCUGUUGGUUCACGGUCACUGGUGCUCCACACGGCUGGCAAACAUGAUCGUCUACUUCUUCUAUAAGAAUGUGGCCUACGUCAACCUCCUCUUCUGGUACCAGUUGUUCUGCGGCUUCACCGGCACGGCCAUGAUUGACUACUGGUUUAUGAUCUUCUUCAACCUCCUGUUCACCUCCGCUCCGCCCAUCAUGUUUGGCAUCAUGGACCGGGAGAUUUCGGCCUUCAUGCUGCUGCAGCUUCCACAGCUCUAUAAGAGGGGUCAGCAGACUGGGGGAUACCGGCGCUCUACUUUCUGGAUCGGGAUCCUCGAUGCCUUUUAUCAGAGCUUUAUCUGUUUUUUUAUUCCAUACUGGGCGUAUGAAGGCUCUGAUGUUGACAUCUUCACUUUGGGAAUUCCCAUGAACACAGUCUCUCUCUUCACCAUCAUCCUUCAUCUGGCGAUCGAGAUCAAGAGUUGGACGGUGGUGCAUUGGGUGAUCAUGGUGGGAAGUGUGCUGGUCUACUUUAUCGUGAGUCUGGCCUUCAGCGCCCUCUGCAUCAGCUGCAACCCUCCGUCCGAUCCAUACUGGCUCAUGCAGCAGCAAAUGGCUGAUCCCAUCUUCUACCUGAUCUGCAUUUUAACCACCGUCGUAGCUCUGCUGCCAAGGUACUUCCUACAUGCUUUGAGGGGGACAUUAAUGCCAUCUGAUCACCUCAAGGCGAGGCAGAUAGACCAGCUGCCUCCACACCGCCGCGACCAGUUUCUCAGAGAGUGGAGAAACCUCCAAGAACUGUGUGCCUCGUUCCCCAGUGUGUCCCAAUCUACUCACAGCACCAUCAACACCCCAGACAUCUAACAGGCCUGAAGCACUGCAAUGUUGAACUGGAGCGGAUGGGCAGCUUUUAACAGAUGUUUGGUGGGAUUUCUUGGGGCACGGUGCAAUGGAACAUUAUGUUUUGGUGUGAGGGAAACUUGAAACUGAUUUGCACACCAGCUAUUUGCACACUACCGAUUUGCACAUGUGCCAUAUUUGAGGGAGAUUCUACUGAAAAGUGUAAUAUGUACUAAAAUGUACUAUUUUAACUGUUCUGUGUAAACAGAGACAUUGCUGCGUCGUUAAACGUCACAUGAUGUCAGUUCAGCUGAGUGGAGGUACACGCAGAACAGCUCGAAGCCGUUUGUUUGCAGCAGAAUUCUGAAUGUGCUUCCUUCAGCCUCUUCUCUUCUAACAAGCCUCAUGGAUAAACGCAGGAAGCUGAUCCAAACCAUGUCCCUAAGGUUUUUCAAGGCUCCAGGCAAAAGUUCAGACUAUUAGGCGGCACAAGCUGCGCUUGGCUAAUCGAUACAUCUCCCACAGUUUCUCACCAAAAAGGCUGCCGCUGCCUCUCCGGUCUGACUGGGUGCUUCAGUAGCGCUCGCAUCCCAGCGAGAAACCUACUUUCCCCUCGUCAUGCAGGGCGCAUUUGUAUUCACGAGCGCUUCGAGCUGCUCAUGAAAUAAUUGAGGUUUGCAGAUGUUACGUAAUAUCCUGGUAUUUUCAGUUCAUGCAUCCGUAUUGAGAGCAUGUUGGGCUUGAUGGAGAGAGACAGAAACACAAGCACUGCAGGAAGAUUUAAGAGCAUCUCUGGCUUUGUUAUUACUCGUAAUUCUUAAUUAUUUAAAACGAGACUUGAACAGACUGCUUGUGUUUGCGUGUGUGUGUGUGUGUGUGUGUGUGGAAGAGAAAGAGAGUGUGUGUAAAAAUAAUCUGCCGAAGCAGAGGACACACGUCUACCCCCCCACCCUCUUGUAUUUGAAUACUUAAUUGUAUCUCUGACGUCCUUCUGACGUUCCUCACUCUUGAAGGGGUCAGUGAUGAUCCCACUUGUAUGGCCAGGCAAGCCGAUGAAGCCCAGGGAGUAUUUCACUUUUCCAUCCACGUCUCGCUUAAGGGUCCUCUGUAGCUGAAGCUUGCAAUAAAAAUGGGUCUAGCACUGAUUCGAUUUGGAGAGCUCGUUGCAUUUUUAUGUAAUGAUGUCACAGCCCUUAUCAGUGGGCCAGCUCUGCCAUCUUGUGGUGGAUCCUGGAACGGCUCGGACGUGCUCGUGAGAGAGACAGGAGGAAGAGAACAAGAUGGAUGAUGUUUCAAUGUCAAAAGAACAGCUUUGUGCAUUUUUAUGCUACACUGUUAUCUGGCUGUGGGCAGGGUUUGGCUGAGCUCGUCAAAUCAAUAAAAUUCAUUAAAUGAUCA